AAUAGAAUAGCAAAAGUGAUCUGUAAUCGUUGUUUUUCAAAGAAUUAAUAUAAGUUGUUUUCUCAUACUACCAGUUAGCAGCAUUCCAGUAUGGAUUUGAUUAUGGACGGCUUUGCCAUGCCGAAUAUCCAUGUGUGGUUCCGGCAAAAUAGUUUCAUCUGUACGCCUGACAACGGUUUGUUGUACCAGUCGCGAUUCGAUGUUAAUUAUAUAGCUCCUUUGGACCAAAGCUAUCUACCUCGAACUAAGAUUUUCAAUGUCAAAGGAAUCGUUAAGUCACUGGCAUGUUCAAUGGACUGGAGUGAGCGGCGCCAGUUUGCCACCUAUGACGACCAGUAUACAUUGCAAGUCUGGGAUCUGGAUAAAGGCGUUCCAGUGCAAGGUCAUAAAGGACAUCACCACCGGCAAUCUUCAAGACCGGAACCAAACAACGAUGUGACAUCGGCCGUUUGUUUUGUACAUUCGCAGAAGAUCGUUUCGAUCGAUCACUGUACACUGAUUAUCUACUGCCUCAUUACCGACACGUACAAAGUAUUUCCGGAAAUGUUUCGAGGUACAGCAGUGACCAUCGCACCGUGCCCCAACGAUCGUGACAUUGUGGCGGUUGGAUUGCGUGACGGGUUGAUUAUAAUGAUCGAUCUUCGAAAACCGGUAGUAUUGCACAAACUUCGCGGUCACGACAGGGAGGUGGUGGCGAUUGACUGGAUGAUGGUUCCCGUUCGUUCCGAGCCCCGUCACGAGAAUUGGAGACGCGAGGAUCGACCGAAAAAAGAAGCUCGUAAAAAGAAGGAUAAACGUACUUCAAAAUCUCCGGAAAAGUCUGACCCGGCAGGUGGUCCGCCCGCUGAUGCUUCUGACAUUUUUGAUAUUUACGACUACAGCGGACAGGAAGAGGAGUUCGGAACGAUUGUUGACCCGGUAAGUUCGAGCUACGAGCAGAGGGAUCGUUUUCGUGAAAAAGUUCAUUCGACAGCCGGUUUCGACUUUCUGGAGGCCUGUCGGAAUUUAAAAGAGGAAAUAAUGAAAGCCAAAGAGCGGGACGACGCAGAAGAUGACAAACAUGAAGGUCCUGAGGACAAACCGACAGGGCGAGGCUCUGCGUUGAACACAGACGACGAAAACGAUCUAGACGAGGCGGAAAAACUUAGAGAUUUCAUCAUCGUAGAUGGUGAGGGAAAAGAAAAACAGAAAUGUGGAUCGGAUGAGGAUCUUAAUGAAGAAACUGAGAAUGAAGAAACGCAAAUGAUGGUGCUGGUCACCAGCGGUCGGGAGAAUGUCAUCUGCUUUUGGAACUACGAAUCCGGCGUAAUUAUCGACAGGGUUAUAUUGCCCAAUAGCAAUGUGAGUAAACGUCUCUGCACGGCGGGAGCCUUCAUUACUGCCGUGUGGGUCAAUCCUUACACGGUCGUGGCAAACAGUGUUACUGGAAAUAUUUUUGCGUGGAAAGUUUCAUUUUGUCUUCGUGGACAGACUGUUAAAUUGAAGGCUCAACUUUGCAAAACGCGCUAUCCUGUAGACGCCGCUAUUUUUGUUGUACGAGCUCGAGGUCUCAUUGGAGAUGACGCUUCCCGCAGUGAUUAUGUUUGGUGCCAAUCGCUCAACCGAAAAAUUAUGGCGGUAACCGUUACGGACUCUCCUGAGGUGGUAGCAGAACUUAACUGCCUUGCGAUUGGCAGCAUGUGCGUCACGGAAAAUCCAAUGGAAUCCACUGUUUUGGCUGUUGGUUGCAAUGAUAAGAGAUUAGUUACCGUUAAUCUGGCUAGUAUGUCCUAUAACUACGUGAAUUGUAUGCCGUACAUGAACAAAAUCUGCUCCAAGGUAACGGCACUUGAUUGGCAUCCAGAGCGGGAGAAUAUAAUAGCAUUUGGAACAUCGGAGGGCAGAAUAGGUGUUCUCGAUACUAAUAAUCAAAUCAACGUUCCCGUCUUGUUAAAUUCGUUCAUUUCGACCGACGUGUAUGCACUUAAGUGGUGCGAAAUGACCGAUGAACUGCGAGUACGACAAACGGUACUGUUCGCUACCGGCAAGAAUAAAAUGGCUUAUUACAAGAUGAAACCUGGAAAACAUGAACUGAUCGAAGUGCAUGACUGCGGGUUGGUUUCAAGUGUCUCGGCUUCUGGAAAUUACCUGCUAGUUGGUACUCAGGAUGGAUUCGUAUACAUAAAGGAUCUGAAUAAGAAUUUGGCACAAAUUUACCGCCGUAGUAUUACGCAUCGUUACAUCACUUCAAUGCAGUUCAAGGAAAACAUACUGGCAGUGGCUUCCAACGAGAACAGUAUUAAAUUGAUUGAUUUUACUAAAUCAAUAGACGAUAAGGUGGACGACAAUAUUAAGCUAUUGGAGGGGCACAGUCUUGGAGUGUGCUGUUUGCGUUGGGGCCACGGUGACAGUAAGCUGCUGGUGUCAGCCAGCUUCGAUAGUACCGUGCGUGUGUGGGAUACGUCAACGUUUAGUUGCCUGUCUAUAUACAGCAGCAUAGAUUCCGUAUUUUGCGCUAUUUUUUCGCCAAUCCAUGACAAUGUUGUUAUUUUUACCGGCAAAGGAAUAACGCUAUCAUUUAUUGAUUACACGAAAUACCCUCCAUCGGAAAAACCAUUGACUAAAAAAACUAAACCAAUAACACAGUGGGGUGUCAAUGCAGCGGGUACUUCCAGCAGGAAGAAAAACAAUCGCGAACGAAAGGAAAAAAUUACUGACGAACUAAGCUUACUUCAACUUUCAGAUAAGACUGAAAAGGCAGAAGAACAAGAAGAAAAACUUUUAUCUAAGACGGAACCAACCGGUAGUUUUGAAGAACCAGCUCCGGUUCUGGAAGUCACCGUAAAACCUGAUCCGCAAAUAGACGAGUUGGCUAAUCAGCUGAAACAGAUUAAGUUCAAAGAGAUCAAACCUAUUCAGGUUAAGAGCAACGUGCCAACAACAUUCCACUUGGCGAAUCGCGAAAUUAAUAAGCCCGCUGAUGUGCUUGCGUGCAUCGUAAAAGUAGCAAACUUUAAAAAACCCGAAGAUGACGAAGGUGAGCUUGAAGAAGAUAUUAAAAAGGAACCUGAUGAGACUGACGAAGCUGAAUAUUUCAAUGAAAAACUGUUUACCACGGAAAAAGCCCUGAGAGAGUUAAUUGCAGCUGAAACUAAAAAUCAUAACGAAUCUCGAACCUCGUCAAUAGGAACCAUUUUGCUGCCACAGAUUGCUUUUCGCUUAAAAGAAGUGAUAAUUGAACGAAUAGCAUCCAGAACACUGACAGAUCAGCUGGUAGCGCUGGCCCCAUCAAUAUCAUACGAGUUUUGGCGCAAAUGUUGCGAAGCAUAUGGAUAUCAGUUCCUCGAGAAACAGUAUACCUUGGCCUCAAUUCCAUAUUUUCUGGCGUGUCACCGGAUUACCGAAUCAAUCGAUUUCUUAAGCAAGCACAGAUUUUUCCGAGAGGCGUGGGCCAUCUGUAAGCUGCGCAAAGCGGAAGACGAUCCCAUUUGCGAACAGGUUUGUACGGAAUGGGCCCAGUACCUGGAAGCGAGCGGAAAUUUCGAAGGAGCCGCUCUUGUUUGGACUGCAGCGAAAAAAUACGAGAACGCGAUAGCUGCGUUGACCAGACGUAAGGAAAUAACCGAAGAUACUCAGCGUACGAUCGAUGUUUUGAGUGCUAAGCUGACGGAGUCUGUCGAGUAACGUUAUACAUUUUAUCGUUUAAAGUUCUUUCCACAAAAAAUGGGUUAUACGUUGGUAUAUAAUACAUAAAAGCAAAUUAUUUGAGAGCUUAUU
Messenger RNA from Sabethes cyaneus, 3756 nucleotides. RefSeq names its product protein rigor mortis. Gene Ontology annotation, molecular function: protein binding. The coding region runs from base 91 to 3663 and encodes 1190 amino acids. NCBI's taxonomy places the organism in Eukaryota, Metazoa, Arthropoda, Insecta, Diptera, Culicidae. The record is from RefSeq and is a predicted model, not a curated record. The transcript has 13 exons.